AUGCUCCUCCGGUCUGGAAUUGUAUUCACACCUCUUACAUCACCCUCUCUCUGCCUAUCCAAAACUCCCCCUCAAAGACUAACACUCCCCAUUAUUACUUCAUCCUACUCCGUUUCCGACGUCGUCCUCGAGUCCAAAGGCUUCACUCUCCACCGCAACACCACCGACGGCCUCAACCUCGACCACCUCAACUCAGUCUUCGUAGCUGUCGGUUUCCCGAGGCGGGAUCCCGAUAAGAUACGAGUGGCCCUCGAGCAUACAGACUCGCUUAUAUGGGUUCAGUAUAAUAAGACACAAAGGCCAGUGGCUUUUGCUAGAGCAACAGGGGAUGGUGUGUUCAAUGCUAUCAUAUGGGACGUAGUUGUUGAUCCUAUUUAUCAAGGGGUUGGGUUAGGGAAAGCUGUCAUGGAGAGGAUACUGGAUGAGUUGUUACAGAAAGGGAUUACCAACAUUGCGCUCUAUUCCGAGCCUCGAGUUCUUGGGUUUUAUAGGCCGUUGGGGUUCAUCUCCGAUCCUGAUGGGAUUAGAGGUAUGGUCUACUCUAGGAAACAGAACAAGAACAAGAAGAAAUUUUGAUCUUGUUUUGUUAUUAUCAACAUGAAUACUGUUGUAACUAAUUUUUUAAAAUUUAUUUUAUUACAUCGAACAUUUAUUCUAAAAA
This is a messenger RNA of Spinacia oleracea (spinach), 661 nucleotides long. RefSeq names its product GCN5-related N-acetyltransferase 1, chloroplastic. Lineage: Eukaryota; Viridiplantae; Streptophyta; Magnoliopsida; Caryophyllales; Amaranthaceae. The record is from RefSeq and is a predicted model, not a curated record. The coding region runs from base 1 to 576 and encodes 191 amino acids. The transcript has a single exon. Gene Ontology annotation, cellular component: cytoplasm. Gene Ontology annotation, molecular function: N-acetyltransferase activity.